AUGGCGUCUGAACGAGAGAAAGUCCUUGUUGCAUCUCUUGUCCGCAAUGCGUUGCGUCCUGAAAAGGUUUUCCUUCACAUGAUAACUGAUCGGAAGACAUAUUCAACCAUGCACGCCUGGUUCUCUUUGCACCCUUUAGAUCCGGCUACCAUUGAAGUUAAAGGGAUGCACCACUUUGAUUGGUUCACAAAAGGAAAAGUUCCAAUAUUGGAAGCCAUGGAAAAGGACCAGAAAGUUAGGUCACAGUUUAGAGGUGGAUCGUCCGCAAUUGUCAAUGAAAAUACCACUGAGAAGCCUCGUGCCAUUUCGUCCAAGCUUCAAUCUCUCAGUCCCAAGUACAAUUCAGCAAUGAAUCACCUUCGUAUAUAUUUACCUGAGUUGUUUCCUAGCUUAAACAAGAUAGUUUUCUUGGAUGAUGACAUCGUCCUUCAAACUGAUCUUUCACCUCUUUGGGAUAUAAAUAUGGAAGGCAAAGUGAAUGGAGCAGUAGAAACAUGUAGAGGAGAUGAUAAGUUUGUAAUGUCCAAAAGAUUCAAGAGCUACUUUUUUUUUUUUGGUUUUGACACAAUCAACUGGGUUUAA
Molecule: messenger RNA, 582 nt
Organism: Papaver somniferum (opium poppy)
Lineage: Eukaryota; Viridiplantae; Streptophyta; Magnoliopsida; Ranunculales; Papaveraceae
Product: probable galacturonosyltransferase 12
Exons: 3
Coding region: 1-582 (193 amino acids)
Molecular function (GO): polygalacturonate 4-alpha-galacturonosyltransferase activity
Source: RefSeq, a predicted model, not a curated record